Dreissena polymorpha is the source of this 534-nucleotide messenger RNA. RefSeq names its product tigger transposable element-derived protein 6-like. The transcript is spliced from 2 exons. The record is from RefSeq and is a predicted model, not a curated record. Gene Ontology annotation, molecular function: nucleic acid binding. NCBI's taxonomy places the organism in Eukaryota, Metazoa, Mollusca, Bivalvia, Myida, Dreissenidae. The coding region runs from base 1 to 534 and encodes 177 amino acids.
AUGCGGAGGAAAGCACGCAAGAUCCUGUUAUUCCUGGACAACGCUGCGUCCCACACCGCCGACAUGGACCUGAGCCACGUCCAGUUGAGCUUUCUUCCGGCCAACACUACGUCCCAGCUGCAGCCGCUGGACCAGGGAGUUAUUCGAGCGUUCAAGGCUGUCUACAGUAGGUUCAUGCUGCGAGCUCUGCUGGCCACAAUGGAGGAGACUGACGACUCUGCCAGUCUGCACGCAAUCAAAGCCUGCGGAUUCACAGCGGAGACCACGGUUACUAGCGACGACGAGUACCCCGACGACGACAUCCCUCUCGCGGACCACGUCCUGCUUUUCCGAUUCCAGUUGGAUGAGCUCACAUUACCUGACACAGACGUCGAGACUCAUGACUCCGAGUGGAAAGCAGACAUCGUUAACUGCUAUAGAGAGGACGCCGCCGACGCCGCCGACGAUGUGGACCAGACUCAAAGGGAAACGCCGGAAGUGCCUCCAGUGACUCUCAGAGAGAUCCGCGACUUUGCUCUCCGUCUGCAGCGGUAA